Molecule: messenger RNA, 414 nt
Organism: Nicotiana tabacum (common tobacco)
Lineage: Eukaryota; Viridiplantae; Streptophyta; Magnoliopsida; Solanales; Solanaceae
Source: RefSeq, a predicted model, not a curated record
AUGGCUCAGAAUGGGGAUGCUAAUACGGCGUCGUUUGAGGCCGUGCCUGGGCAGCCUGGGUUUGGACUGGAUCCAUAUGGUCGGAUUGGGCUUGAAAAUUUGGUUCUACCUGGCCCAAAACAGUUGAGUCCUCCAUUGUUCCAUGGUACUGUAGUUGAUGAAGAUCCAAUAUUGUGGCUGAAGGGUGUCAAGAAAGCCCUCCAAACGAUGAAGGCAUUUGAUGAUGAAGCCGUAGAGCUGGCUGUCUACCAACUUAGAGAUGUGGCUAGCACUUGGUUUGAGAUGUGGGAAAAGGAAAGGGAUGAAGAUGAUGGUUUAUCUACUUGGGAAGAAUUUGAAGAGGAUUUCAUGGCUAAUUUUAUACCAGAAGAGGAUAGGGAAGCUAAGGCUACAGAGUUCGACCAGCUCAAGUAA